Neomonachus schauinslandi (Hawaiian monk seal) is the source of this 1990-nucleotide messenger RNA. RefSeq names its product ectonucleoside triphosphate diphosphohydrolase 5 (inactive) (gene ENTPD5). Gene Ontology annotation, biological process: nucleoside diphosphate catabolic process. The record is from RefSeq and is a predicted model, not a curated record. NCBI's taxonomy places the organism in Eukaryota, Metazoa, Chordata, Mammalia, Carnivora, Phocidae. The transcript has 15 exons. Gene Ontology annotation, molecular function: UDP phosphatase activity; GDP phosphatase activity. The coding region runs from base 166 to 1452 and encodes 428 amino acids. Gene Ontology annotation, cellular component: membrane.
CCGGAAGAAAAAGAAAAUAUUGCAUAUGAAACAUAUAAUUGACACAUUGGAGAAACAAUCCUGCCUUGGAAGUUUGGAAUCGUGAUCUUCCAAUGGCCACUGCAGGUAUAUGAACAACAUUGCUUCUGCAGCAAAAGCCUAGACUCACCACACCUUGGGAAGAGAAUGGCCACUACCUGGGGGGCAGCCUUUUUCAUGCUGGUGGCCUCCUGUGUUUGUAGCACUGUCUUCCACAGAGACCAGCAGACUUGGUUUGAAGGUGUCUUCCUGUCUUCCAUGUGCCCCAUCAAUGUCAGUGCCAGCACAUUGUAUGGAAUUAUGUUCGAUGCAGGGAGCACUGGAACACGAAUUCAUGUUUACACCUUUGUGCAGAAAAUACCAGGACAGCUUCCAAUUCUGGAAGGGGAAAUUUUUGAAUCUGUGAAGCCAGGACUUUCUGCUUUUGUAGAUCAACCUAAGCAGGGUGCUGAGACUGUUCAAGGACUCUUAGAGGUGGCGAAAGACUCAAUACCCCGAAGUCACUGGAAGAGAACCCCAGUGGUCCUGAAGGCAACAGCGGGACUGCGCUUACUGCCAGAACAGAAAGCCCAGGCUCUGCUCUUUGAGGUAAGAGAAAUCUUCAAGAGAUCACCUUUCCUGGUACCAGAUGACAGUGUUAGCAUCAUGGACGGAUCCUAUGAAGGCAUCUUAGCUUGGGUUACUGUGAAUUUUCUGACAGGUCAGCUGCAUGGCCACAGCCAGGAGACUGUGGGGACCCUGGACCUGGGGGGGGCCUCCACCCAAAUUACGUUCCUACCCCAGUUUGAGAAAACCCUGGAACAAACCCCUCAGGGCUACCUCACUUCAUUUGAGAUGUUUAACAGCACUUAUAAGCUCUAUACACAUAGUUACUUGGGAUUUGGAUUGAAAGCUGCAAGACUAGCAACCCUGGGAGCCCUGGAAACAGAAGGGACUGAUGGACACACUUUCCGAAGUGCCUGUCUACCGAGAUGGUUGGAGGCGGAGUGGAUCUUUGGGGGUGUGAAAUAUCAGUAUGGUGGCAACAGAGAAGGGGAGAUGGGCUUUGAGCCCUGCUACACUGAAGUGCUGAGGGUGGUCCAAGGAAAACUUCACCAGCCAGAUGAGGUCCAGAAGAGCUCUUUCUACGCUUUCUCUUACUAUUAUGAUCGUGCUGUUGACACGGACAUGAUUGAUUAUGAAACAGGGGGUGUUUUAAAAGUUGAAGAUUUUGAAAGAAAAGCAAGGGAAGUGUGUGAUAACUUGGAAAACUUCACCUCAGGCAGUCCUUUCCUGUGCAUGGAUCUCAGUUACAUCACAGCCCUGUUGAAGGACGGCUUUGGCUUUGCAGACAGUACUAUCUUACAGCUCUCAAAGAAAGUGAACAACAUAGAGACAGGCUGGGCCUUGGGGGCCACCUUUCACCUGCUGCAGUCUCUGGGCAUCUCCCACUGAGGCCAGGCCCUCCUUCUGAGGACUGCAUUCUCCAAUAACCUUUUGAAAAGUAGAAGGAGAAAGGACUCAGUCAUGUUCUGAGCUGGUCUGAGGAUAGCCUGGACUGAAGCCAGCAGCUGGAUUCGUCAGGUAGAACGGGCUUUUGGACACAGGUCUUGCCCUUGAGUCUAGAGAUUUGGGUCUAAUUAAUUUUAUACAUCUAAUGUGAACUAUUGACCUAACCACUCUGCUUGCACAGCUGGCGCCAGAGUCUAAAUCUUUGAGAUUCUUCGUGUGUCACAGAGCCAAAAGGAAUAGCUUUGGAACCUAACCUUGGAGAGCCCAGGGACAGGUCCCUGGGAACCAAAGAAAAAUCUCAUUGCAAUCCUUUGAGUGCCUCAUUCCUUUGAACGUACUAUUUUCCUUUUACAUGUUAAACUAAGCCCACUGAUUGCAAUCCUGUGAGCUAGCAACACCAGUAUUUUUCUCCUCCCUACACAUUGCCAUGUCCCACCCUUACUUCCACCCACCUCCCCUAAAAAAGAGAAAGAAAAAAAAU